Messenger RNA from Megalobrama amblycephala (Wuchang bream), 1929 nucleotides. RefSeq names its product E3 ubiquitin-protein ligase TRIM39-like. Gene Ontology annotation, molecular function: zinc ion binding; ubiquitin-protein transferase activity; protein binding. The record is from RefSeq and is a predicted model, not a curated record. The transcript has 7 exons. Lineage: Eukaryota; Metazoa; Chordata; Actinopteri; Cypriniformes; Xenocyprididae. Gene Ontology annotation, biological process: protein ubiquitination. Bases 30 to 1790 code for a protein of 586 amino acids.
UAGAAUUGUCAUUACUUAUCUUUUCAGUCAUGGCAUCCUCUAGUAAUCCAGCACUAAAUCAGGAGCUCCAGUGCUCCAUCUGUCUGGAAUUGUUCACUGAUCCAGUCACCACUCCAUGUGGACACAACUUCUGCAGAACCUGCCUGAGCGAGUGCUGGACAAACACACAGACCUGCUUCUGUCCACUCUGUAAAGAAACAUUCAGCAAAAGUCCUGAUCUCAAGAUUAAUUCAACACUCAGAGAGGUUGUUCAACACUUUAAGGAGAAGCUCGAUCUAGGAGAAUAUGAGGUAUUCUGUGACAUCUGUGAUGAAAGAAAGCAGAAAGCUGUGAAGUCCUGCCUGUCGUGUCAAAUCUCUUACUGUGAUGAUCAUCUGGAGCCUCAUCUUAGAGUCCCACGUCUAAAGAAACACACACUGAUCAACUCUGUGGAAAAUCUGGAAGAUUAUAUAUGCCAGAAACAUGAGAGACCUCUGGAGAUGUUCUGCAGAGAUGAUCAGACAUGUGUUUGUCUGUUCUGCACUGAAGGAGAACACAGGACUCACAACACUGUUCCUAUAGAGGAGGAGAUUCGAGAGAAGAAGACACAGACAGACGAGCAGCAGAUGAUCCAGAAGAGAAUGAAGAAGAUUCAAGAGAUCAAACACUCGGUAAAGCCGAGAAAAACUCUCACCUCUAAUGAUGGUUUCUUUACUUCAUCUCGAACCGUCCACAUUUCAAACGGGAUGAUUAUUGGUCUGGGUGUCCUGUUGGUAGCAGUGUUGAUCAUCAUGCCUACACAAUACACCAGAUUUCAGUCUGAGCAGCAGAAGAUGAAGGAACAGCAGAAAGCAGCAGAGAAACAGGCUGAAGAUCUCAUUAAAGAGCUGAAGAGAAAUAACACUGAGCUGAAGAUGAUGGAGGAACAGCAGAAAACAGCAGAGAAACAGGCUGAAGAUCUCAUUAAAGAGCUGAAGAGAAAUAACACUGAGCUGAAGAUGAUGGAGGAACAGCAGAAAACAGCAGAGAAACAGGCUGAAGAUCUCAUUAAAGCGCUGCAGCAGGAAAUCACUGAGCUGAAGAGAAAAAUCACUCAGCUGGAGCAGCUCUCACACACUGACGAUCAUCCUGAUGUCAUACAGAUGUACUCAUCCCUGUACAGUAUUUUACACAAGAACUCUGAUGUGGAUGAGAACUCUCUAAGUCUACUGAAGGAACAGCUAAAUGAAAAACUCACUCAAACAGUGUUGAAGUUUGUGCAGAAGUUUGCAGUGGAUGUGACUCUGGAUCCUGAUACGGCGAAUCCAUAUCUCAUCCUGUCUGAUGAUGGAAAACAAGUCAGUCAUGGACACAUUGAGCGGAAUGUCCCAAAAAACCCAAAGAGAUUUGAUGUCUGGUUUUGUGUUCUGGCAAAGCAGGGAUUCAGUUCAGGGAGAUUUUACUAUGAGGUGCAGGUGAAGGGAAAGACUGAAUGGACUUUAGGAGUGGCCAGAGAAUCCAUUAACAGGAAGGGGUCAAUCACACUGACUCCUGAUAAUGGAUACUGGACUGCGAUUCUGAGAAAUGAGAAUCAAUAUGCAGCUCGUGACGAUUCAUCUGUCUCUUUAUCUCUGAGAGUGAAACCUGAGAAGGUGGGAGUGUUUGUGGAUUAUGAGGAGGGUCUGGUCUCUUUUUAUGACGUGGACUCCAGAUCUCAUAUCUACUCUUUCACUGGUCAGACUUUCACUGACAAACUCUAUCCAUAUUUCAGCCCAUACCUUAAUGAUGAAGGUAAAAACUCAAAGCCACUGAUCAUCACACCUGUCAGCUGAUCCUUCACCGGGGGUUUGACUGACAGGCCAUCUAACCAUAAUGCUGAAUCUGCCAUUUUGUCCGACAAAGCACUCAGGGGAGUUAGUAGAUUAACGUCGGUGGACUUGAACUUGAAAAAUAGUGUACUGACGUCUUUCU